AUGGAUACAGAAACACAGUUUGCCGCUCUUCUUUCUCCUCCAGCAGAAUAUUUGGCUGCAGUCAAGGUGUUCCCUGUAAUAUCUCAUCUCCGAAGGGACGUCACAAAAAGCAUCGACAGCGCGCUAAGUUGGGACCAAUUAACGGCAUCUGACAUCAACUUUGCUAUCGUUCGGCCUAUUGUCUUCAAAUACGCCCGGCUCCACAACCCUUCCAUAGUCUACGCCUGCCUUGUAGUCCGCUCUCACUUCCUCGCUCUCGCCGAAGAUGAUCUCGCCUACUCUGGCGUAUCCCUCUCUCGCGCAAGCCUCUGCGAAAUCCUCGCCAUGAAACUCGUAUCCCACUUCGCCAACAACAGGAUCCAGCUCGUCUCCGUUCUGACUACAUGUUGGAGUCCAUUGGCCGGAGCUCCAGAGAGCGUGAUAGAGGAGGUGAAGGGUGUGCUUGGUGCUGCCGAGGAGAAUGAGAUAGAUGAUCCACAGAGUGCGCUCGAGAUGGCUAUCGCAACCCGCGCCAAAGCCUUCAUCGCCUCUCCGAUCAUCCAGACGGUCGUGAAUGACAUCUACUCCGGCCAAGUCGUCUACUCAAGUUCCGCAGCGACCAACCGCUCCCUUGUAGCCGAUAACUACAAGCAGCGAGCCAUUGAAAUCUACGAUAUACGCAAAGCCUCGCUGUUGCACCAUCCACGGCUACGCGUGCCGAAGUAUGGUGCACUAUUAGAGUUUUUGAACUUUGUGGUGUUGUUCGUGAUCUUUGUGUUGGCGCUGUCUAAGCAGGACAAGAACGCGAUGAACGUGUUUGAAGUCGUAUUCAUCGUUUUCGCUUCAGCAUUCACGUUGGCGGAAUACACGGCAUCUCAAGAACAUGGUUGGGGAAUUUAUAUCGCGAAUAUGUGGAAUGUCUUCGACACAUCAUUCGUCAUCGUCUUCCUGCUCUAUAUUAUUCUACGCAUAAAAGGCCUCGCCACGGGAGACCCAUCUUCGUCGGAAUUAGGCUUCGAUAUCUUGGCAUGUGGCGCUUGUAUACUAUUUCCCAGGCUCGCGUUCUUCCUCGUAUCCAACAACGUUGUCGUCCUAGCCCUCCGUGGCAUGAUCGCCGAAUUUAUCUUCUUCAUGUGCAUCGCAGCGAUAUGUUUCUCCGGCCUGCUCUUCACCCUCUGGACGCUCGCAUCGGACAAGUGGAAGCUCAAAUCCAUCGCGUGGCUCAUGGUGCAGAUCUGGUUCGGCAAUACGUAUCUCAGCUUUGGACAGGCGGAGAGCUUUCAUCCGGUGUUUGGCCCGAUAUUGAUGACUGGGUUUGCGGCGUUGAGUAAUACGCUGCUUCUGACAAUUUUGAUAUCGAUAUUGUCGAAUACGUUUGCGAGGAUUGAUGCCAACGCGAAUCAGGAGUACCUCUUCCAAUUCACCAUCAUCACUCUCGAAGGGAUGAAGUCCGACGCACUGUUCAGUUACCAGCCUCCGUUCAAUUUACUGGCCUUUGCCAUUCUAUGGCCAGCCAGUUUCGUACUCUCCCCACGCUCGCUUCACACCGCAAACGUAUUCCUAAUUCGACUAACAAGUUUCCCCAUCCUGAUCGCCAUCUCGCUCUACGAACGAUCCUUCCAACAACAGCCACGCCAUCUUGACCACGCAAGACCCACAAACUCAAACAAUCAAGGCCUCCGCCACACCACGCAGUCCGCCGCUCAGUCCUUAUACAACUCCCUGCCCCGUGCCGUCAAGACCCUGCCUGUUCUCGAAGCCGUCAUGGGAACGCACGCAGAGGACAUCUAUGAGGCUUUGUUCGACGUGGAACAAUUGGUGGACGAGGAUGACAUCAGUCUGUUUGAGGAUGAGGAUGGCGAGGAAGACGAUGAUCGUGACAGGAUCGGGCUGAGGAGCUGGGCGAGCCGGGAAAGGCAUGUGCAAGGUAUGACAGAAGAAGAAGGGGAUAUGAGCACGGAGCCCGCUAGCGCGACCACGAAUAGGUUUUCGAACGGGAACAGGAAUAGUCCGACUCGGCCGAGAAGCGAAACGCAAACUUCGACACCUGGUCGUCCAGGUCGUCCAGGUCGUCCGUCUAGUAUUCCUCGUUCCCCGACUCAGACCUCCAUCCGACAGUCGGCGUCCAGACCGCGGUAUCUGUCUUUGCGUACUGAGGCGACACGGGUGCUUAACGCGGCGACUGGCGAGAUACCGACUCCUGCUAGUCCUUUGGCCAGGUUGUUCGGAGGUGGGAGGAGGGGUCUCAACGAGAGUACGGGCGUCGGUGAUGGAAUGAUGGUGGGCGAUAGAAUGGAGAAAUUGGAGGAGAGACUGAAAAGAGUCCAGGAGCUGUUGGAAGAGCGGGAGAGCAACGGUGCAGAGGAGGACAGGGGUGGACGUGAUAGCAAACGAAAGGAUACGAAAAAGGGUGACAUGAGUGGGUUGAAGGGGGAGAUGAAAGAACUGCAGGAAAGGCAGGCGAGGAUCGAGAGCUUGUUGAUGAUGUUGACUAGGGGUAUGAGAAACGAGGUCGGGACACCUGGAACACCAUCGAGGAAUGAUACGUUUUGA
Stereum hirsutum FP-91666 SS1 is the source of this 2532-nucleotide messenger RNA. RefSeq lists its product as uncharacterized. Lineage: Eukaryota; Fungi; Basidiomycota; Agaricomycetes; Russulales; Stereaceae. The coding region runs from base 1 to 2532 and encodes 843 amino acids. The transcript has 20 exons. The record is from RefSeq and is a predicted model, not a curated record.